GCUUUGUGAGCGGCAGGGAUUUGUAACUUAAUGCCGAGUGCUUCUUGCGUAGCUCAUCUGUGUCUAGGAUGAACUGCUGGUUGUCCUGUGCCCCUAACAACAGACAAGCAGCAGAUUGGAAUAAAUAUGAUGACCGGUUGAUGAAAGCUGCAGAGAGGGGAGAUGUGGAGAAAGUGUCCUCAAUCCUUGCUAAAAAAGGAAUGAACCCUGGCAAAGUAGAUGUGGAAGGCCGGUCCGCCUUCCAUGUGGUGGCCUCCAAGGGGAACCUUGAGUGUUUGAACGCCAUCCUCAUACAUGGAGUGGACCUCACAGCCAGCGACCCUGCAGGGAGAAAUGCUCUGCACCUGGCUGCUAAGUAUGGACAUGCAUUGUGCCUACAGAAACUUCUACAGUACAAUUGCCCCACCGAGCUCGUGGACCUACAGGGCAGAACUGCACUUCAUGAUGCAGCAAUGGCAGACUGUCCAUCCAGCAUACAGUUGCUCUGCGACCACGGUGCUUCUGUGAACGCCAAAGACAUAGACGGGCGGACACCACUUGUCCUGGCCACUCAGAUGUGUAGGCCGAUGAUAUGUCAACUGCUGAUAGAUAAAGGGGCUGAUAUUAAUUCCAGGGAUAAACAAAACAGAACUGCUCUCAUGCUGGGCUGUGAGUAUGGCUGCAGAGACACUGUAGAAGUCUUAAUUAGAAAUGGUGCUGACGUAAGCUUGCUGGAUGCCCUCGGCCAUGAUAGUUCUUACUAUGCAAGAAUUGGGGACAACCUGGACAUCCUCACCUUGCUGAGGACUGCAUCAGAGAAUGCCAGCAAAGGGAGAGAACUUUGGAGGAAAGGAGCCCCUUUGCAACAGUGGAAUGUAAAAGAAGAGGUCAACAUGAAGUCGAAUCAGAGAGAGCGUCCCAGUGUUCAGGAGCUGGAGAUUGAAAAUGAAGAUUUGAAAGAGAGAUUGAGGAAAAUUCAGCAAGAACAAAGAAUAUUGUUGGAUAAAGUCAAUGGCUUACAGUUACAGCUGAAUGAGGAAGUAAUGGUUGCUGAUGAUCUGGAAAGUGAGAGAGAAAAGCUGAAGUCCCUUCUGGCAGCUAAAGAAAAGCAACAUGAAGAAAGCUUAAGAACUAUUGAGACUCUGAAAAACAGAUUUAAAUAUAUUGAGAGUGAUCAUUUAGGCUCAGGAAGUCAUUUCAGUAACCGAAAAGAAGACAUGCUUCUUAAGCAAAGUCAGAUGUACAUGACGGACCUACAGGGUACUCCCCCGGGCACGGCAGCCCAGGUACAGAGCAGGUCUGUGCUACGACCACUGGAGCUGGCUUCCCCCAAUCAGACCUCCUACUCUGAAAGUGAGAUUCUAAAGAGAGAGUUCGAAGCCAUGCGGACCUUCUGUGAUUCAGCAAAACAAGACCGACUCAAGCUCCAAAACGAACUGGCCCACAAGGUGGCCGAGUGCAAAGCCUUGGCCCUGGAGUGCGAGAGGGUCAAAGAGGACUCAGAUGAGCAGAUCAAGCAGCUAGAAGAUGCCCUGAAGGACGUGCAGAAGAGGAUGUAUGAGUCAGAGGGGAAAGUGAAGCAAAUGCAGACCCACUUUCUGGCCCUCAAGGAGCACCUGACCAGCGAAGCUGCCUCAGGACACCCCCGGGCCAUGGAGGGACUGAAAGAGCAGUUGAAAGACAUGAAGGUCAAGUACGAAGGCGCCUCCACGGAGGUGGGCAAGCUCCGGAACCAGAUGAGACAGAGCGAGAGGCUGGUGGAAGAACUGAGGAGGGAGGAAGGCCGGCUGAGGGAGGAAACGGCAUGGCUGCAGAAGGAGCGAAGCACGUGCAGGAUGGAGCAGGAGGAGGCAGGGAGGAAGGCGACGGAGAUGGAGGGCCAGCUGAAGCAGCUGCAGGCACAGCUGGCUCUUGCCGUUCCUCCGGAAACAUUUGAAAACAUGAAGAGCGUCUUAUCGAGCGAGGUGAGUGAGAAAACCAAGAAACUAACGGAGGUAGAAAGAGAACGGGAGAAAUCAGUCAGUGAAGUCAGACAGUUAAAGAGAGAGCUGGAGAGCAUGAAGGCCCAGCUGGCCGAGCAUGUCCGGCCCGAGGAGCACGAGCAGCUCAAGCGCCGGUGGGAGCAGAAGUCUGGGGAACUGGGGAAGAAGGUCACUGAGUUGACGCUGAAAAACCAGGCCCUCCAGAGGGAACUGGAGAGAGCGGGCGUGGACAGUCAGCUCCUCAGCCGGCAAGUUCACGACCUGACAGUGGAGAUGAAGAAUCACUACGUUCCUCUGAAAGUCAGCGAAGAAAUGAAAAAGUCACACAAUGUGAACAUUGAUGACUUGAAUAAAAAGCUUUCAGAUGCCACACAGAAGUACACAGAAAAGAAGUUGGAAACAGAGAAACUACAGAUGGAAAAUGACAGGUUAAGUAAGCACGUUAGCCGCCUGGAAACUGUGUUCAUAUCUCCCGAGAAACAUGAAAAGGAGCUUGGGGCUCUGAAAGCCAACCUUGGUGAACUUAAAAAUCAGCUCUCUGAACUUAAUAAAAAAUGUGGUGAAGACCAGGAAAAAAUUCACACACUCCUGUCUGAAAACACUAGCUUGAAAAAGACCCUGAACCUCCAGUACGUGCCAGUCAAAACCCAUGAAGAGGUUAAAAGCGCACUGAACAGCACGCUGGAGAAAACUAAGAGAGAAUUAUCGGACAUGAAGAAAAGAUUUGAGGACAUAAAUCAAGCAUUUGUAAAAGUCAAAGAUGAGAACGAAAUCCUCAAAAGGAACCUGGAAAACACUCAGAAUCAAAUGAAAGCCGAGUACAUCAGCCUGGAUGAGCAUGAGGCCAAGCUGGAGGCCACAGGUCAGAGGCUGAAGGAGGCGCAGGACGCCAAGGCUGCUGUCCUGGCUGACUAUAAGCGAGGUCAGGAGGAGAUCCUGACACUGCAUGCAGAAAUCAAGGCCCAGAAGAAGGAGCUGGACACGAUACAAGAAUGUAUUAGGCUGAAGUACACGCCGAUUAUCAGCUUUGAAGAGUGUGAGCGGAAAUUCAAAGCAACAGAGAAAGAACUGAAAGAGCAGUUAGCGGAACAGACACAGAAGUGCCGGGUCAGGGAAGAAGAGGCCAAGAAAAGCGAACAGGAGAACAACAGGCUCAAGAAGGAGAUUGUCACUCUUCAGAAAGAGUUAAAGGACACGCAUACCCUGAUGGGGGAUGCCCGGGAAACGGAAAGAGCAUUAGGCAGGAAAACAGAAGAGCUAAACAAACAGGUGAAAGAUCUGUCACAGAAAUACACCGAAGUGAAGAAUGAGAAAGAGAAGCUACUAGAGGAAAAGGCCAAACAGACUGCCGAGAUCCUCGCCACACAAAGUGUAAUGCAGAAGCAGCAUGUCCCAGUGGAACAGGUGGAGGCGCUGAAAAAGUCUCUCAAUAGCACCAUUGAGAACUUAAGGGAGGAGAUAAAGAGCAAGCAACGGUGUUGUGAGAAGGAGCAGCAGGCUGUGAGCAGGCUGCAGCAGCAGUUGGACAAUCAAAGGAACUCUUCUGUGCCCCUGGCAGAACACUUGCAGGUUAAGGAGGCCUUUGAGAAGGAGGUUGGGAUCAUGAAAGCGAGCUUGAGAGAAAAGGAGGAGGAAAGCCAAAAUAAAACAGCAGAAGUCUCCAAGCUCCAGACUGAGGUUCAGAGUACUAAACAGGCGCUAAGGAAAUUAGAGAACAGAGAGGUGGUAGAUUUGUCUAAAUACAAGGCAACAAAAAAUGAUUUGGAGGCCCAGGUCUCCAGCCUGAAUGAAAAACUGGCCAGUCUGAACCGGAAGUAUGAUGAAGUGUGUGAGGAGGUUUUGCAUGCUCAAAAGAAGAAAUUAUUGGUGAGAGAAGAGAAGGAGUCGCUACGCUGCAGCCUUGAGCAGGAGAUAGAGGACCAGAAAGAGCGGUGUGAUAAGUCUCUAACUACCAUCUCAGAGUUACAGAGGAGAAUCCACGAAUCUGCCCAGCAGAUUGAAGCCAAAGAUAAUAAGAUAACUGAGCUGCUCAAUGAUGUAGAGAGACUAAAGCAGGCGCUCAAUGGCCUCUCUCAGCUCACAUACACCAGCAGCAGCCCCAGCAAGAGGCAGAGCCAGCUGGUUGACACCCUGCAGCACCAAGUAAAGGCCUUGCAGCAGCAGCUAGCUGAUGCUGACAGACAGCACCAAGAAGUAAUCGCGAUCUAUCGGACACACCUUCUGAGUGCUGCCCAGGGCCACAUGGACGAGGACGUCCAGGCAGCUCUCCUACAGAUCAUACAGAUGCGGCAGGGACUCGUGUGCUAGUGCCAGUGCUGACCACCCCUGGCAUUCCUGCCCAGCUGCCCAGUGUGCCUUGUGCCCUCUGUGCCUCUCAGGGCCUUGCUCUGCUAGUACAAUUACAAUAAAACAUGUUGUGUUCUGUC
This is a messenger RNA of Dipodomys spectabilis (banner-tailed kangaroo rat), 4387 nucleotides long. It is a transcript of the gene Uaca, whose product is annotated as uveal autoantigen with coiled-coil domains and ankyrin repeats. The record is from RefSeq and is a predicted model, not a curated record. NCBI's taxonomy places the organism in Eukaryota, Metazoa, Chordata, Mammalia, Rodentia, Heteromyidae. The transcript is spliced from 19 exons. Gene Ontology annotation, molecular function: actin binding. The coding region runs from base 69 to 4268 and encodes 1399 amino acids.